Pseudocercospora fijiensis CIRAD86 is the source of this 1676-nucleotide messenger RNA. RefSeq lists its product as uncharacterized. The record is from RefSeq and is a predicted model, not a curated record. The transcript is spliced from 3 exons. Lineage: Eukaryota; Fungi; Ascomycota; Dothideomycetes; Mycosphaerellales; Mycosphaerellaceae. Gene Ontology annotation, molecular function: L-lactate dehydrogenase (cytochrome) activity; heme binding. Gene Ontology annotation, biological process: lactate metabolic process. Bases 150 to 1676 code for a protein of 508 amino acids.
GCUUCGAGGAGUAUUAAGAUCGCCAAUAGUCAAGGGUCACUGAACAUCAUAUUGACCUGGGGCGUUGCCAUCUUGUGCGACUGCUUUUCUUCUCCCAUUCCUCUCUCAUUGUGAUACCCUGUACUAUCUACCAUUCUCAUUCAGUCAAGAUGAAUCACGAGGAUCCGAACAAGCAGCCCAAGAGCAAGCAGCUUACUGGUGAAGAGAUCGCACAGCACAACAGCAGAGAGUCUUGCUGGGUCAUUAUCCAUGGCAAGGGAUACGAUGUUACGGAAUUCUUGCCCGAACACCCAGGCGGCCCCAAGAUCAUCCUCAAAUAUGCCGGUAAAGACGCCACCGAAGAAUACGAACCUAUCCAUCCACCGGACACCCUCGACAAGUACCUAGACAAGAGCAAGCAUUUGGGUGAGGUAAACAUGCAGACCGUCGAGAAGGAAGAGAAAGAAGAAGAUCCCUUCGAGGUGGAACGACAAGAGCGCAUCAAACAUAUGCCGAUCCUGGAACAAUGCUACAACAUGAUGGACUUCGAAGCCGUAGCCCGAAGAGUCAUGAAGAAGACGGCAUGGGCAUACUAUUCAAGCGGUGCCGACGAUGAGAUUACCAUGCGAGAAAACCACUCAGCCUUCCACAAAAUCUGGUUCCGCCCCAAAGUCCUCGUAAACGUCGAAAACGUCGACCUCAGCACAACCAUGCUCGGAACAAAAGUCAGCAUCCCCUUCUACGUAACCGCCACAGCUCUCGGAAAACUCGGAAACCCCGAAGGCGAAGUCGUACUGACACGAGGCGCGAAAAAACACAAUGUCAUCCAAAUGAUCCCGACAUUAGCCUCGUGCUCUUUCGACGAAAUCGUAGAUGCAAGAGAAGGCGAUCAGGUGCAAUGGCUGCAAUUGUAUGUGAACAAGAAUCGGGAUAUCACGAAGAGGAUUGUUCAACAUGCGGAGCAAAGAGGUUGUAAAGGACUGUUCAUCACCGUCGACGCUCCGCAGUUGGGUCGAAGGGAAAAAGAUAUGCGUUCGAAAUUCGACGAUACGGGAUCUAAUGUGCAGAACACGGGUGGAGAUCAGGUCGAUCGAUCACAAGGCGCGGCGCGUGCGAUCAGCUCUUUCAUCGAUCCGGCAUUGUGUUGGGACGAUAUCCCUUGGUUCUUGAGGAUCACGAAAAUGCCGAUUAUUCUGAAAGGGGUGCAGAGGGUGGAGGAUGUGAUGAAAGCGGUGAGUUACGGGGUGCAUGGCGUCGUGCUUUCGAAUCACGGGGGGAGACAAUUAGACACCGCACGGAGUGGGAUAGAGAUUUUGGCAGAGGUUAUGCCGGAGUUGAGGAGACAUGGGUUGGAAGGGAAACUCGAAGUUUUCAUCGACGGGGGGAUUCGAAGGGCGAGCGAUAUUAUUAAGGCGGUGUGUUUGGGUGCGAAAGGUGUGGGUAUUGGUCGACCGUUUUUGUAUGCCAUGUCGGCGUACGGACUUCCAGGUGUGGACCGGGCGAUGCAGUUGUUGAAGGAUGAGAUGGAGAUGAAUAUGAGGUUGAUUGGGGCGAGUAAGAUUGAGGAGUUGGAGCCGAGUAUGGUUGAUAGCAGGGCUUUGAGUAUGCAUACGACGCCUGUGCCGAAUGACAUUUUGAGCUAUAAUGUUUAUGAUAGCUUGAGCGGGCCGGUUUGGCAGAAGGGUGCGAAGUUGUAG